Messenger RNA from Daldinia childiae, 351 nucleotides. RefSeq names its product Elongin-C. The transcript is spliced from 3 exons. Lineage: Eukaryota; Fungi; Ascomycota; Sordariomycetes; Xylariales; Hypoxylaceae. Gene Ontology annotation, cellular component: elongin complex. Bases 1 to 351 code for a protein of 116 amino acids. Gene Ontology annotation, biological process: ubiquitin-dependent protein catabolic process. The record is from RefSeq and is a predicted model, not a curated record. Gene Ontology annotation, molecular function: protein-macromolecule adaptor activity.
AUGGCCACCAGCAGUUCCAGUCCGCACAAAUUCGUAACUCUAGUCUCCAGUGAUGGUUUCGAGUUUGUGGUGCUUCGGGAGGCAGCCCUUGUCAGUCCUGCGAUAAAGAGCAUGCUGGAUCCGAAGAGCCAAUUCUCCGAGGCACAAAGCGGUCAAUGUGUCUUUGAAGAGAUCAACGGAAUGGUGCUCGAGAAGGUUGUCGAGUACUUCCACUACUGGUACAAGAACCGACAAAGAGAAGACGUCCCGGAUAUGGAAAUCCCCGUGGAACUCUGCCUCGAGCUCUUAAUGGCUGCGGACUACUUGGGACUCGACAGUAAGGACACCAACUGCUCCAUCCACCACAACUGA